Molecule: messenger RNA, 2950 nt
Organism: Gymnodraco acuticeps
Lineage: Eukaryota; Metazoa; Chordata; Actinopteri; Perciformes; Bathydraconidae
Product: hydroperoxide isomerase ALOXE3-like
Exons: 15
Coding region: 212-2221 (669 amino acids)
Biological process (GO): linoleic acid metabolic process; lipid oxidation
Molecular function (GO): oxidoreductase activity, acting on single donors with incorporation of molecular oxygen, incorporation of two atoms of oxygen; protein binding; iron ion binding
Source: RefSeq, a predicted model, not a curated record
CUGAUACACCCUCCCCCUCUAAACCUACAUGUACACGCUUUGAAAACCAGAAAAGCAAAAUGUUUGGAUAGAAGCUUUGUUUGGGGAGAACCGCCCACUUUUAAGUUAAUGCACAUUAGGGGCGUUAGUCUCAACAAGGUUAGUCAGUGCUGAGACAGUAAGCAAGAAGACAGACAGGCGAGGGAAAACCUAGAAGUAUCCACAGGUAACCAUGGCUGAGUACAAGCUAGAGAUGACAACGGGUGCCAUGCAAUAUGCAGGAACAUCGGACUACUUGUAUGUCACCUUAUUUGGAACUGAGGAGCAGAGUGAGCGAACUUUGAUGGACAACUAUGGCGUGGACUUUCAAACAGGGGCAACAGGGAGCUACACCGUGAAAACCAGUGUAUCUCUGGGCAAACUUCUGCUGGUUAAGGUUGAGAAGGAGAAGUAUUUAUGUCUCCCAGAAGAUGAGUGGUACUUCUCCAAAAUGGUGGUGACGACUCCAGAAGGAGAUGUCAUUCUUUACCCCUGCUACAGAUGGAUUGGUAGGGGAGAAAUGGUGGAGCUGAGAGGAGGGAGAGCAAUGAAAGCUUUUGAGGAGGAUCACCCCCUGUUGAUUGACCACAGGAAGAAUGAGCUGAUGCUCAAAAAGAGCUUGUUCGAAUGGAAGAUUAUGGCUGAAGGAAUACCCCACAUGAACAAUUUCAAUGACGUGUCUGAGCUCCCAGCUGAAAUCCGCUUCUCUGAUUCCAGAACAGCUGACAUGCGUUACUCAAAAGCUAUGACAGGUAUUGAACUCAAGGUUAAGGGGCUGCUAGGAUCUACUGCACAAUGGGAAAGCAUUGAAGACAUAAAAAAAAUAUUCUGGUAUAACAAGACAACAAUGUCAGAGUAUGUUGCAGACCACUGGAUGGACGAUGACUUCUAUGGAUAUCAGUUCCUGAAUGGAGUCAACCCCGGUGUUAUCAAGCGCUGCUCAGAGCUUCCCACAAACUUCCCGGUCACAGAGGAAAUGGUGAAGCCGUUCCUGGAAGAGGGAAGCUCUCUGCAGAAGGAAAUGGAGAAAGGCAAUAUGUUCCUUUAUGACCAGAAGAAGAUGGAUGGAAUUCCCCCUGCAGCCUAUAAUGGUGAACCUCUGCACGUGACUGCUGGUCUCUGUUUGCUCAACGUGAACCCAGACAACAAACUGAUGCCAAUUGCAAUACAGUUGAAUCAACAACCAUCUGAGAAGAACCCCAUCUUCCUGCCCAGUGACCCAGAAACUGACUGGCUGCUAGCCAAGAUGUUCAUUAAAAAUGCAGAUUGCAUGGAUCACGAAUCAGUCCAUCACUUCAUGAGGACUCACUUUCUGGCAGAGGUCUUCGCUGUUGCAGCUCUCCGCAGCUUCCCUGUGAUUCACCCAAUGUACAAGCUGCUGUUUCCACACUUCCGGCACACUCUUCACAUAAACAUUAGAGGGCGCCAACAUCUAUUAGGACCUGAUGGGGCUUUAAGUAAUAGUUCACUUGGAUUUGUUGGACUAAUGGAGCUCAUGAGAAGGGAUCUUUCUGAAAUGACCUACAGCUCUCUCUGUCUGCCGGAGAACAUCGCUGCACGAGGACUGGAGUCUAUCCCCAACUUUUACUACAGAGAUGAUGGCCUGAAGCUGUGGAACAUCAUCAAAAGCUUUGUGAAGGCGGUAGUGGAGCACUAUUAUCCCUCAGACAGUGAGGUGCAUAAAGACACUGAGCUGCAGGACUGGAUCAGUGAGGUCUUCACACAUGGCUUCUUAGGAAACAAAGCCGCAGGGUUUCCAGCAGCCUUUCAUACUGUUGAGGAAGUGGUUAAGUUCACAACCAUGGUGAUCUUCACAACAACGGUUCAACAUGCUGCCGUAAACAGUGGGCAGUAUGACUACAACUCCUGGGCCCCCAACGGCACGCUCCUUCUGCGCAAACCUCCUCCAACCACUAAGGGGCAGUCAAGCAUGAAGACGGUCCUGGAGACCCUCCCGAAUGUUGGCGAUACAGUCCAGUUGGCAACAAUGACUUGGUUGCUUUCAGACAGAUACACAGACUAUAUUCCCUUGGGAACAUACCCAGAGGAACGAUUUGAUGAGCCUGAGCCUAAGCAGAUGAUAAAGGAAUUCCAAGCAGAAUUGUCGUACCUCAGUGAAGCAAUAACAUCAAGAAACUCACAUCUUGAACUACCCUACACAUACCUGGACCCUGCAGAGAUAGAGAACAGUGUUUCUAUUUAAGCAGAUCUGCGAUUGUAUUCAUGUAUUUCUCAUCACCUAUUUUGCAUGCUGGGAGUUCAGUUAUACUUUGAAUGUAGUGUAUAAUUGCUGGGGCAGAUAGAUGAGAUGUAAUGGAUAAUUAGUAAGUUGUUGGAUACUGGUAAGAGAGUACUAGAGUAUAUCUUGGUUGUGUGAUGCUGAGCAGAAACUAAACUGACUAACACAGGAGGUAAUGGCUUAAACAUUGCUCUGGCCCCUAUUUAUCGAUUACAGGCAAAACGAUAAAAAAAAUAGGGUGAAUGUUUAUUUUAUUUAUUUCUCUACAUUAAGUGUAUUUUGUUGUAUCAGACUUUCUUAAGAUAUGAAAUGCAGCUACUGUGGGUAGCUGCAUUUCACCUACUGUGGGUCCACUAGUGUUUGUGGGGUGAAGAUCUGGAACAAUUUGAGUGAGAAGCUAAAGGGAUGUCCAAACAUCAAACUAUUUAAAAAGAGGUAUAAUGACACAAUUCUCACAAGGUACAGGGAGGAAACUGCUAAACCAUAACUGUUAUGUUCUUGUUUUGUAUUCAAUUUAUGAAUUUAUGUUUAUGAAUUUGUGUAUACAUAUGUGUAUAUAUAUACUUAUGAAUAUAUAGAGACAAUUCUCUUAAAUUGCCUGUAUAUAUUAUAUGAAUGAUUAAAUGAAUUAUUCAGGGUUAGGGUAUUCAUUUAUAUUGUAUGUUAACGUAUAUUAAGAUGUAAAAAAAAAAA